AUGUCGUCGGCAAAUAAUUAUUGUGAUCGGAGUUGCCCGAUCUGUAAAGAUAAUUUCAUCGUUAACAAUAAGUUCAUAAAAUGCGAAUUGUGCUCGUCCCAAUCGCAUGUACAGUGUUUGCGUAUCAAAGAUCCGGUGGUGAAAACAUUGUCGGAGUCCAGAAAUUUGAGGUUUUACUGCGAUACUUGUAUUCUGGUCGUUGAUUCCAAAUUAUCGGGACCAUCUCAAAAAGUCGACAAUCAAGCCCUUAUUGCAGAUCUGGAGAAUUUGAUAUCCAGGGCAACAGAAUCGAUGUUACAAAAAUUUGCUACUGAAAUAUCUGAGUUACGGACAGAAGUCCGUGUUUUGAAGGAAAGCAACAUCGAUUUGGUUAGGCUACUAACUUCCGACGAGAAACAUAAGACAUUAGGGGAAGAAGAUGUUGUAUUGGUUGAGCACAUCGAAAGAGAUGUGCCACCUCUAGAACCUAAAAAGAAAGUGCCAGAGGUAAACAGCUUGUCGAAGAACAGAGUAAAGACCACAUCGGUCAAGCUGGAUAAGGGGAGUGACCAGAAAUCUACUAGGCCAGCUGAAAAAUCCAAUGCUAAUUCUAAGGUCAAACCUCUGACUGGGACAAAUCAUAAUAAAAACCCAGAGCAUCAUAAUAAACGUUCCGUAAUGACCAAAAAAGGUACGUCUCAACCCAGUUCAUUGAUCCAACCGGCACCAAAAGGAAGAAAUUGGAUUUGGGUGGGAGGCCUGAAUGUUACUACAACCGCUGAGAACAUCAUAGCGUAUGCCAAUGAAAUAUGGCCAGAAAAGGAUAUUCUGUGUUUUGAUCUCAAAUCUAAGCGUGCAAAGAAGUCUUUCAAGCUGGGGAGUAGAGAUUUGGACCUUGCAGUACUGCUUGCAGCUGAACAUUGGCCGGAGGGAACACUGAUUCGACCAUUUCGCAUGGAAAGAAGAGCAAAUGUCCCAUAA
This is a messenger RNA of Harmonia axyridis, 960 nucleotides long. RefSeq lists its product as uncharacterized. NCBI's taxonomy places the organism in Eukaryota, Metazoa, Arthropoda, Insecta, Coleoptera, Coccinellidae. The transcript has a single exon. The coding region runs from base 1 to 960 and encodes 319 amino acids. The record is from RefSeq and is a predicted model, not a curated record.